Mycena indigotica is the source of this 3762-nucleotide messenger RNA. RefSeq lists its product as uncharacterized. The coding region runs from base 1 to 3762 and encodes 1253 amino acids. NCBI's taxonomy places the organism in Eukaryota, Fungi, Basidiomycota, Agaricomycetes, Agaricales, Mycenaceae. Gene Ontology annotation, cellular component: nuclear pore transmembrane ring. Gene Ontology annotation, molecular function: structural constituent of nuclear pore. The transcript has 10 exons. The record is from RefSeq and is a predicted model, not a curated record. Gene Ontology annotation, biological process: nuclear pore organization; protein import into nucleus.
AUGCCUUCCCCACCACGACCACCAUUAAUACCGCAAGAUUGGCUGGACGUGCCAUCACAACGACUAUACAUACUCAGUAUUGCGCUCUUGGGGCAAGCCGUCAAACUGUUUGACUUUGUCCAGUUCAACAUCUCUCAAGACGACAGUCUCCACCUUUGUCGAAAAUGGCUCAUCUUCGACAUUUUAUUUUGCCUGGCCCUCACACAAUUGCGGAUUCCGCGUCUCACCUAUACGCGUAGCGUUGUGUUCUGUCAGCUACUUCUUUGCAUCUUUCUUGACGGACUCAUGUUUGGCGGUCUAAGUCUAAACCUUGGAAGAGGACGUGGAGAUCCGACAUACGCCUCUGACCUUGCUGCCACUCCAGAACCAUUCACGUUGUUAGCCCUCCUCAGCACCGUUUCUUUUGGCUUUGUGGGGUCAAGACAUGCAUCCGACGCGCAUCUCAAGGGCGAACACACUGUCAGAAUGUCUCCAAUCAGCACUGCUCGUCUCAAUCCACACCAUUCUACUUUCUGCCUUGCAGAACCCAAGGCAUCUGUUUUAAUACCCAUAUUGCUCAACAAUACCGAUAUCUCUACCCUUCGAUAUUCUCUCAUCCCCUUGGGCUAUACUGCCGGCUCUUCAGCGAAAGUUGAAAGCAUCCAGUUGACUGCCCGUGAUCUCAAUACGAUUGAAAAGAAUCGUCUAGAGAACUCACGGUCAACACCGCUCUCCUCUGGUCGUCGCCGAGAUGACGAGUACGAUGAAUACGACGAUAUAGAGACCGAGACAAUCCUUGAAUCCUCACCCAACCUCCAAAAAACCCAAUCACUGGUCCAUAUUCAACUAGCUCGGUAUGGAACUGUUCGUCUUGAACAGGUUGUCGACUCUUCGGGUAUCGAGGCUCGGUUAGCGAUCCCUUCCGAAGUUACAGUGGUGCCUUGUCCUCGAGCGGAGUUUGUUGAACAGCCAACUGCACCGAUUUUAUGUGCCGGUCAACGACAAGACUUGGAGCUUUCGAUUGAUCUUAGCGGCAUGCCUCCGCUAAGCUUGCGGUGGUUCCGCGUCAUCAACGAAAAAGCAGAACACUCUAUCGUUGAGGGCAUUGAUUCCGAACUAACAGAGGGCAACAAUGGAUUGAAAGGGGUGCCACAGACAUUCAAAGUUCCUCUCACUGCGUCCUUGUAUGCCGCCGGGACUUAUUUCUAUGCAUUGGAGGAAGUAAUCGAUGCACUAGGGAACACUGUUCGCCUAGAGAUACCAAGUCUUGACCCUUCCGCGCCCGACACAAAAACUACUCGAUCUCUUCGCGUCCUGCGCACUCCCACUCUUUCCUUCAAGAAUUGUGGACCAGCGUCACCAGCGUCACUGUUGAUUGGGUCUGAAGCUCAUCUCACUAUUGGGACUAAAGACGCUGACCCUCUCGAUGCGCCUUGGAAUAUUGAGCUCUCGUUCAAACCCACAGAGCCAACGGAUGAGAGGCGCGUUCAUCCAUGGAAGAAGACAAUUUCCACUCAAGACACGCGUCGUGAAGUUGAUUUCCGUGCCAAUACCCCGGGAGAAUACACUAUCAAAACUGUUCAUGGCAAAUGGUGCCCUGGUCACGUGCUGUCACCCGAAACUUGUGUUGUUGUUGAGAAGCCUAAACCCAUAGCUGAGAUUGAAUGGAAGAAAAUCCACGAAUGCUCUGGAGACACCGGUGUUUCUGCAUCACUAGUUCUCCAUGGCGUCCCUCCAUUCCAAGUUUACUACACUCUCAGGAAAGAUAACGAACCGGCACGUGAGAUUGCGAAAACAUUUGCGACAACCAGAGGAGAACUAGCCAUUCAACCAUCUCAGGCCGGGCAUUACACAUUUGCAUUCACGUACAUCUCGGACUCGAACUAUCGGCGAGUAGAACUGAACGGACCGAGCAUCGACCAAUCCAUCCACCCGCUAGCGUCUGCAAGCUUUGCCAACUCCGGUAAAAAGUCGCUCAGCAGCUGUGCAGGGAACAUGGUAGACAUCGACGUCGAGCUUCAAGGAACCGGCCCAUGGAAACUCGAAGCUCGUGUUGUCAGCUCCGCAGGCUCAGAAACCCAUCAAUUCGUGGACAUCAAGACAGCAAGAAAGACUCUUCAAAUCCCCAUACCUACACGCAUUGACCAGCAUGGUGGCAGCUUUGACGUAGACCUUGUCAGCGUCGAAGAUGUUUAUGAAUGCAGGCGGCCAAUAUCUGUGCAAGCGGUUUCUGUUACAGUCAGAAGAGUCAAGCCCACAGCGAAAUUCUAUGGAGAUAGUGUUAUCAUCCUCGAGCACGAGCGAGCAAGUUUACCUCUGCGUCUGACAGGCGAAGGGCCAUGGCGACUGAAAUAUCGUAAAGACGGGAGUGAGACGGUGCAAUCGGCUCUGCUUCAUUCUCCCAACGAUCAACUUCAAGUCACAGAGGACGGUCUGUACCGUAUUGUCGACGUUUCUGAUGCGCAAUGCCCUGGCUCUGUCAUAACAGAAUCAUCCACGUAUCGAGUGGACUGGAUUCCUCGGCCUGGUGCCAAGCUGUCUGUCCAAAGUGCUGCUGCUGCUACAUAUGAGGCCUACAAUGGGUCAUUCAUUCUAGCUCCCAUUUGCGAAAAUGAUGUUGCUCAUGUCGAUCUCGACCUCAAGGGCAAACCCCCAUUCGAACUCAUGUACAACAUUGCGCAGGACAACGAAAAUGGUGGGACUAAAUUGCUAGGCCAGCCCACGUUCAACAGCAUUCAAACGAGGACUCGCUUCCUUCUUACUACAUCCAACCCCGGUCGCAUUUAUUAUGAAGUAAAACAGGUUGGAGAUGCAGCGUACCCUCUUUCAAAACACAAAGCGGCGGUCAUACCUCGGUCCCAGCGUCUUCUGUUUGAGCAACAGAUAAACCGGCGCCCCUCUGCUCGUUUCCGGUCAAGGGACAGAAUGUCGUUUUGUCUUCACGAUUCCUUUUCGGCACAAGAUCACUUCUCCAAUGACGGUCUUGUCGUGCUUGAAGGAAUUCCGCCUUUCCAACUACAACUAUCGAUAAAGAAUUACGGGACUAGCCACGUCGAACGCAUGACCAUUGAAACCUGGGAUUCCGUCUGGAAAUUAGACCUGCCCUCCUACGAAUUCAAGACCAUCGGCCCGCAUCUGGUGCUGCUAGAAUCUAUCGCUGAUGCCUCGGGUUGUGCACAUGCCCCACUUGACCCACUUUCUACAUCCGUAUGGGUUGACGUGGCGGAAACACCAGCGAUCAUACCAGUCGACAGGCGGGAGCAUUAUUGCGUGGGGGAUGUCUCGCAGUUCCAGCUCGAAGGCAUCCCACCGUGGACAAUUGGGUAUACGAUAAACGGGAAGAUGUAUUCCGAAGAAGCCAAGACCUCGCCGUUUUCUCUGAUUCAGCAACAGGCCGGCGAGUUCACAGUGACGUCGAUUCGUCACCAGCAAAAGUGCAAGGCUGGAGUCACUGACCUAAGAACCACUGUCUACCCUCUUCCAUCUGCCCAAGUUGGCCAUGGCAAGCGGGUCUAUCAAGACAUUCACGAGGGAGAUCAAGCCGAGAUCGUUUUUACGCUCGUAGGAGAGCCUCCCUUUUCCUUUACUUAUCAGCGUGCGGAGGCGAGCCAGAAGAAGGGCGGAAAGCCUGGAAAGGUGCUUGAAACACAUACGGUGUCGCGCAUCUGGCAAAAGGAGUAUUCGAUAUUCUCCGCAUUAGAAGGAACGUGGACAGUGACGUCGAUUUCCGAUGCUUACUGCCAAUACCCUCCCAUCCAAAACAUAGAGAAGCAACGGUGGUAA